AUGACAACUUACAGUGUAACGCAUCAUCAUUAUCCAUACAAUGUAUUUGAAAAACACUUUCAUACAGAGAGUACAAGUCAGCUUUCGUACGGUAUCAUAAUUUUGAAUCAUGCACGCGAUAGUCUAGAUAAACUAUUAACAAAACCAUUAUGGAAAAAUGCAAAGAUUCGUGGAUGCGCCGAUGGUGGCGCAAAUAUGUUGAAAGAUUUUACGUUCAAAUUAGUUAAUGCCGAUGAGAAGAACCAUUUUAUACCCGACUACAUUAGCGGUGAUAUGGACUCGAUAACUAGUACAACAAAGAACUAUUAUGCAAAAUAUAACGUUCAACUUAUUCACACUCCUGAUCAAAAUGCAACAGAUUUUACUAAAUGUAUACAGAUUAUGUUAGAACGAUCAAGCCUAGAUGUAAUUUACAUAUUCAGCACCUUCGGCGGACGGUUCGAUCAAGCAAUGAGCAUCAUACACACACUUUAUCUAUUUCCAACAAUAGAACUCUACUUAGUAACCGAUGAAGACAUCACCUUCGUAUUGAGACCCGGCUAUAAUCACAUACACAUCAAAUCACCUUUACGUGGUGAAUAUUGUAGUCUAUUGCCCAUAGCUGGACCGGUCACAUCAGUCAGUACGAAAGGUUUAAAAUGGAAUCUAGACGGGAAUACAACAUUAGAUUUUCAUACGUUAGUUAGCUCAUCGAAUGCAUACGACGAAGAAUUAUUGAAAUCUGAUGUUGCGGAUCAUGUCGAAGUCUGUACAGAAAAAGAUCUUGUUUGGUCCAUGACGUACAAUGUUAAUCUCAUUUGUGCUUAA
Didymodactylos carnosus is the source of this 807-nucleotide messenger RNA. Lineage: Eukaryota; Metazoa; Rotifera; Eurotatoria; Philodinida; Philodinidae. The record is from the annotation of a GenBank genome assembly.